CGUCACGCCCGCACUGUUUGCGUUCGGGAGGAGCGCCCCAAUCUGCCGUUGCAUGAACUCAGACUCGCUGCUAGCACCAUAUCUUAGCUACGUACAAACACCGGCGCCACGGCCAGACUUUGCUGUGAAAAGCUGUGAUUGGACCAACGUCAGACAUGCGGAUAUCGAUGAGUCUUGUUUCUAAACGCUGAUCUGUAUGCGUCACCAGCCUUUCCUAUUGAAGUGAAUAGGGUCGGACCAGUGUGGCAGUUGGUGUGGAUGUCUUCUGAUUGGUCGGUUCUCCCGAUAGCAAACCGAAAGCUCCACGUCUGCACGCCCCCACUCCGCAGGUAGCAUCAUGAAGCGGAGUCACCCCCCCAGCAGCAGCGAAGACUCCGACGAUGGAAGUAACGCUACCGCCUGGUCGCUGCACUCAAAGUCGCCUUUUAGAGGAAACUCCUGGGCCAGGUCAGAGGGCAGGAAACCUUCAGAGGUGUUCCGCACUGACCUGAUCACAGCGAUGAAGCUGCACGACUCUGCUCAGCUGAGCAGGGAGCAGUACUACGUGCUGGCCGAUCCCUGGAGGCAGGAGUGGGAGAAGGGGGUGCAGGUGCCCGUCAGCCCCCAGUCCAUCCCCCAGCCCAGCGUCCGGACCCUGGCGGAGAGGGGGAAGGCCGUCUCCUUCACCAGGCCCAAGAAGCUGAUCCGCAUGCCGGACAGCGAGCCCCCGGUUCUGGGCUACGUGGACAUCUGCACGCUGGCCGACAGCACCUGCCGCUACGACCUCAACGAGACUGACACCGCCUGGCUGGAGAUCGCCAACCAGGAGCUCCACGCCAUGGGGAUGAAGACGCUGGAUGAGAUCACCAUGGAAAGGGUUCUGGAGGAGUUUGAGCGCCGUUGCUACGACAACCUGAGCCACGCCAUGGAGACGGAGGAGGGGCUGGGGAUCGAGUACGACGAGGACGUGGUGUGUGACGUCUGCCAGUCCCCCCACGGCGAGGACGGAAACGAGAUGGUUUUCUGCGACAAGUGCAACAUCUGCGUCCAUCAGGCGUGUUAUGGGAUACUGAACGUCCCAGAGGGCAGCUGGCUGUGCCGGAUCUGUGCCCUGGGCGUCCUGCCCAAGUGCCUGCUCUGCCCCAAGAAGGGCGGGGCCAUGAAGCCCACUCGCAGCGCCACCAAGUGGGUGCAUGUGAGCUGUGCCCUGUGGAUCCCAGAGGUGAGCAUCGGAAGCCCAGAGAAGAUGGAGCCCAUCAUGAACGUGUCGCGCGUGCCCAGCAAUCGCUGGGCCCUGCAGUGCUGCCUGUGUAAGGAGAAGAGUGGGGCAUGCAUUCAGUGCUCGGCCAAAAACUGCCACACGGCCUUCCACGUCACCUGCGCUCUCGACCACCACCUGGAGAUGAACACCAUCCUGACCGAGACGGACGAGGUCAAGUUCAAGUCCUUCUGCCCCAAACACUCGUCCCGGGAGGACGGGGUGAUGAAGGAGGAGGACGAGGAUGAGGAGGGGAGGGCAAGGGCCGUGGGCCCCCAGGAUGGCUCGCCGCGGCGUUCUCUAGCCCCGUCCCUGACGCCCGCAGUACCGGCCGCCGCCCAGCAGGAGGCGCCAGAGCUGAGCCAGCGCAAGCUGAAGCUGCAGCAGCUCAACGACCAGUUCUUCACCCUGGUGCCCGUGGCCGAGGUGGCCCGCCAGCUGCAGCUUCCUGUUGACACGGUGGACUUCCUGUUCCAGUACUGGAAGCUGAAGAGGCGGGCCAACUUCAACCGGCCCCUGCUCACCCCGCGACGGGACGAGGAGGACGACCUGGCCAAGCGCGAACAGGACGUCCUGCUGCGGAGGCUGAAGCUUUUUACACACCUCCGACAGGACCUGGAGAGGGUGCGGAACCUGACCUACAUGGUGACUCGGAGGGAGAAGAUGAAGCGGUCCAUGUGCCGGGUGCAUGAGCAGAUCUUCCACCACCACGUCCGGCUGCUGGAGGAGGAACGCCAAUCCGGAGUCUCCUCAUCGGCCUGUUUGGAGGACGCGCUGUUCUUCAGCUGGGUCUCCUCCCUCGUCUCCAAGCCCAAAUGUCCGCAGGCGGAGCGGGCUUCUCACCGGGGGGAGUGGAGGAGGAGGGGGGGAGACCAGGGCGAGCCACAAAAACCCCCCCACAUCACCGCUAACAUUGCUAACGCUAACCUUGCUAACGCUAACACGGCAAACGCUAACGGCGCUAAUGCUAACAUCAGUAACGCUAACAUCGCUAACGCCAGAACUCCCGCCAGCUGCAAACCGGAGGGCAGGAGGACGAUUCUGAACGCUCCCAAACCCGCCAAUCACAGGGAGGCAGGACCAAGGACGGUGGGGGCGGGGCCAGUUUUAACAAAGGCAGGGACAGAGUGCCUGAGGAGGAGGGGGGGCGGUGCCCGGGGCGGGGAGGAGAGGCGGAACGGUCUCAGGGAGAGGGCCCCGCCCAAGGCCAAGACCAGGACGCCGAAUUCAGCCGAAGCGCCAGCGAAUAAGCAGGGGGAGAAUGGGGGUGUGGCUGAGGUGGGGGGGCAGGAGAGGGGGACACAGGGGGCCCAGCUGUGCCCUGGAGCGGGGGGCCCAUACCCCCGCGUCUCCCUGGAAAGGCUGCCCAGGUGGAACGGGGCUCUGCUGAGGGCCCAAAUGGGGUUCAGCCCAGACGUCAGUGCACCUCCCCUGCCGCAGCCCGUCACCCCCCCACCCGGACCCCCACCGUCCCGUACGGCCACCGGGAACGGCAAAAACUGGGGCAGCUUCCGCAUCCCGAAGAAGAGCGACAGGCUGCUUCGAGCGCAUCCGCCGGGCCCCAACGACUCUCUGCCCCCCGCCCAGGGACACGCCCCCCAGCCGGGCCGCUCGGAGAGAGACGCCAAGGGGAAGAAAUGCCACGCCCAGCCGCCACGAGGCCCCGCCCCCAUCACGCGCCGCUACGGCGGCGACUUCCUGCGUCCUGGAAUUUUGGCGUCCUGAGAGCACUCGAAUCCCCCACUGCCAAUGACCCACAGUGCAGAAACAGGCCUGUCUUAACGGUGUUUUAGUCCUGUAAUGAGACUUCAAAUCUUGUUACUUUUUUUUUUCUUUACUAUCAAGUUGAAAAUAUUAGAUCGUUUUAGGUUACUUUUUCGCUUGACAAGUGAACUUUUCUUACGCCAUUGGCAAAUCUUGAGGGAGUAAAACUAUCUCAACCCCAUUGGUAAUCUUUUUGUCUUAUCAAUUAAAAAAGUAAUAUAAAUAAGAUUUUUUGUCUUAAAUGUAAGACUAAAAUACAGUUAAGAUUAUUUAUUUUUUGUUUUUGCAGCGCAGUCCUUUUUUCACUGUUAAUUUUAUUAGAUUUUAUUUGAACACUUCAAAGAUUCCACCACAAGCUGAUAUUUAUUUGU
Messenger RNA from Conger conger (European conger), 3372 nucleotides. It is a transcript of the gene jade1, whose product is annotated as jade family PHD finger 1. Gene Ontology annotation, cellular component: histone acetyltransferase complex. NCBI's taxonomy places the organism in Eukaryota, Metazoa, Chordata, Actinopteri, Anguilliformes, Congridae. Bases 338 to 2962 code for a protein of 874 amino acids. The transcript has 12 exons. The record is from RefSeq and is a predicted model, not a curated record. Gene Ontology annotation, biological process: regulation of transcription by RNA polymerase II.